AUGCAGAUAGUUGAUGUACUUUCCAGUGUAAUAGCAAGAAAGAAACAUCUUGACUGGGUGGUACAGGAAACGCUGCAAAGUCUAAAGGAUAGAGGUUGUGAGGUUUUAAGCAUCAAAGAAUUUGGAGACCUGCUGGCGAACAUGCACUGUAAGUCGUUAUCUGACAGUAACUAUGAAGAUGUAGAUAAACUACAUCCUGUACAAAAUAUUACUAAGAGAUAUAACUGUAUACUGUAUACUGUAUCCCAUAUCGAUGAAACCAUAUGUAAAAUCGCAUAUCUGGCUGAUUGUGCAUCACUGAAGAGUCUAAUCGAUGUGAUACAGCAGCAUGAUAUUAAAUUUGUAUUUGAUAUAGAAAAUAAGAUAAGACAUUAA
Molecule: messenger RNA, 375 nt
Organism: Acanthoscelides obtectus
Lineage: Eukaryota; Metazoa; Arthropoda; Insecta; Coleoptera; Chrysomelidae
Source: the annotation of a GenBank genome assembly